AAGGCAACCGACGAGAACUUGACGUCCGAGAACUGGGCCCUCAUUCUCGAUGUUUGCGAUCGCGUAUCCACCUCGCCUACAGGGCCUCAGUCGGUCACGGCUGCCUUGAUCAAGCGCCUCGCCCAUCGCAACGCCAACGUCCAGCUGUACACACUCGAGCUCGCCAAUGCCUUGUCGCAAAACUGCGGUGCUCCUAUUCAUAGAGAGUUGUCCUCUCGUUCCUUCACCGACGCCCUGCUUCGCUUGGCCGCCGACCGCAACACACACCAGCAAGUCAAGAGCAAGAUACUCGAGCGUAUGCAAGAAUGGAAAGACAUGUUCAAGGGAAACCCCGAUUUGGGCAUCAUGGAGCAGGCCUACGACAAGCUACGCUCCUCGAACCCUGGUCUAGCCCCACCUAGCAAGCCCGUCAAGCGUCAAAUCGAGGACACCGACCGUCGUAAGGAAGAGGAAGAGCUGCAGAUGGCUCUCGCCUUGAGUCUGAAAGAGAAAGCACCUGAACCAGAGGCUGCCUCGGCAAACUCGCCUCAUCCUCAGUCUGAUGCCCAGCAAGGUACAACUGCUGCCACGGUAAGCAGAGUCAAGGCUCUCUAUGAUUUCAUCCCGUCCGAGCCUGGUGAGCUGGCUUUCAAAAAGGGCGACGUUAUUGCUGUGAUCGAGUCUGUGUACAAAGACUGGUGGAAAGGAUCUUUGCGUGGUCAGACCGGUAUCUUCCCAUUGAACUACGUUGAGAAGUUACAAGACCCGACCAGGGAGGAGCUUGAAAGAGAUGCCCAAACGGAAGCAGAUGUCUUCUCACAAAUUAGAAAUGUCGAGAAGUUAUUGGCGUUGCUGAGUGUCAGAGGCGAAAACUCGCGCGACACAGGCAGCGAGGAUGAAAUCACCGAUCUGUACAACCAGACCUUGUCAAUCCGACCCAAGCUGAUCGAGCUGAUUGGAAAGUACUCGCAAAAGAAGGAUGAGUUCACACAGCUGAAUGAGAAGUUUAUCAAGGCUCGUCGCGACUAUGAGGCCCUUUUGGAAUCGUCCAUGUCGCAACCGCAAUACUCUGCUCCAGCCAGGCAACAUUCUGGUGGCUAUUACAACGCCUACCCUCCUAUGCAAUCCGGGUACCCACCACAAGGCCCCCCUCCUGAUCAACGCUUCUACAAUCAGCCCCCACAGUCCGAGCCUCCUCAGCAGAAUGCUUACGCUUACCCUCCUCCCAUGAGCAAUCCAUCAGCAACUCCAGCACCUGCUCCUUUCCAUUUUCUUCCAAAUGGUGCACCGCCACCAGAAGCACGUCAAAGUCCCAAGCCAAUGGGCCCUGGUCCUAGUGCUCCCCCCAGCGAUGGCGCAUAUGGUAUGCAGUCAUACAACAACCGUCCUCAGAGCAUCCACACCCUCAACUCGGGGAAUCCUCAAGAACUGAGCACGAGCGCCUACGAGAGUCCCACCGAUGGCCGCAACAAUGUCUACGGCGCUGGUGCUCCUGUACCAGCGCCUUCAAACUACCCUCCCUCACAACCGCCUCAACAACCCUCAAAUGCACCUCCUGCAGCACCACAGCAAAUGCCAAUCCGACAGCGCACCUCGAGCUUCGAAAGUCCGACGUCUGUUUACUCUGCCCAGCCGCCCCAGGAUACAUCCACCGCCUCUUAUCCUCCACACGGUGCCCAACCUUCUGCUCCUCUUUCAUCGACGCCUGCUUACCAGGCUUACAAUCCUCAGGCUGCACCUCCUCAGCAAGGACAGCAACCACCACAACAGCAGCAGUAUGCACCGGCGGCUAGUGCAGAUGAUGCUAGUGAUUACUACCGCUAG
Messenger RNA from Aureobasidium namibiae CBS 147.97, 1803 nucleotides. RefSeq lists its product as uncharacterized. Lineage: Eukaryota; Fungi; Ascomycota; Dothideomycetes; Dothideales; Saccotheciaceae. Gene Ontology annotation, cellular component: ESCRT-0 complex. The transcript has 3 exons. Gene Ontology annotation, molecular function: ubiquitin binding; phosphatidylinositol binding. The annotation marks the transcript as partial. Gene Ontology annotation, biological process: protein transport to vacuole involved in ubiquitin-dependent protein catabolic process via the multivesicular body sorting pathway. The record is from RefSeq and is a predicted model, not a curated record.